AUAUAAUUUAAAAAUGAAUAGAAGAGAAAAAGAUCUCGAGAAAGGAGAAGGAAUGGGGAUAUCUUCUGAUGAAGAGUCUGAUUCUGAUUCCAUUCCAUCUUCUAAUGGGGAAAGACCCUCGAUAGUGCCUACCUCUGUAAUCCCACCUGUUGCAGGGCUUCCUAUGAAGAGUUUGUUCCGUGUGACGGAUGAUGAUGAUUAUGAUAGGUGAUACGAAGAAGAUCUCGAAAAUCAAGAUAGUUCUUAUCAAGAUGAUUAUAUUGAGGAUUCUUCAGUAGCAGGAAAUGCAGAGCUAAGAGCAUACGGUGGAGCCAAGAAGAGGUUUAUUGCUACAAGAAGAGAUCAAUCACUUGGAACGAUUCCAGAAGCUUUACCUGAUAAUGAGACUACAGUUAGACAUACUAUAGCCCAAUCUGAAUUUGGUAAAAGAUCUAGAGGAUCUGGUAUGAAUUAUACCUAUUCUGAGGAAACUAAGCAAAAGAGCCCAUCUACUAUAAAGUCUAACAAUCGUCAAUCAAUGAAUUUGACUAAUGAGGAUGAGCCAAGGCAAACAUUAGAUCCUAGAAAUAGUUUGGAUGAAAAUAUCAAAAUCCUCUGUUCAGAUAUACUCUCUGGAAAUCCAAAGAAAAAGGCUGCAUAUGGUAGUGUAAAAUCUGAAGAAGGGCCUUCAGAUAUUGAUAUUCAGAGUAGAGGCCGUAAAACUGAAAAAUCUCAAUCUAGUAAAAAGAGUAGAAAGACUGAGAAAAGUCAUAAAUCAGAGAAAAAUAAGAAAUCGGAAAGGAGUAAGAAAUCAGAGAAAAGAAUAAUCUCAGAGAAAGAUGAAGAAUCUCACAGUAGUGAAGAAAGUGAAGAAAGUAAGAGUCCUUCUCCAAAAUCAGGAGCAAAGGUAAACUUUGGUGCUAUAAAAGAGUCUCAAAAUUCUUCUGAUGAACUUGACGUUAAUAACUCAAGCAGUGAGGAAUCCUCAUCUACUUCUGAGAAUGCAGAUGCAUCAAUGAAAAAGAAAGUGACUACAUCAAUUCUUAAAAACCCAAAUAAGGUGAAGGCUAACUUGCCUGUCGAAGACUCAAAUUCUAUAUGGAGUGAUGAUAAGAAAAAUGUCGAAAUAUUGUCAGAAAGUCACUCAGAUAGUUUCUGAAAGGAUAUGGAUGCAGAUCAAAGUGAGCAUAAAGAAGAUAAACAGAUCGAGAGCGAAUUUAAAUCUAAAAUAAAAAUGCUUGAAAGAGAGCAAGAUGCACUCAAAGCUAAAAUCCAAAAGAAAUGGCAACAAGUUAGCUCCACUGAGGUGCUCAAAAAGGCUUCUGAAAACGACGAUCUACUAAAGAGCUACUUCAUCGACGAAAUCAGUAGAGCAGCUAAAAACAGCGAAGCUGUUCAGCCAUUUGAUAAGAAUAUGUCCAAAAAGAGGUAUCAAAGGUUGAAAUCCAGGAGCCUGGCUUCUCAUGAUUUGAGCAUCUUUAACUUCAAAGAUCUGAUUCUAAAGGAAUGUAUGGCUAAGGAUAUUGAUUUGACUGUGACUGAGAGAGAUAAGGAGACUAUUGAGCAUGUGAAGGAAAGAGUGAGAGCUUUUGCAUCCAUGCAGAAAAAUAACAGUUAGAGGUUGGAUAAGGAUUUGAGGAAAGAGU
Molecule: messenger RNA, 1625 nt
Organism: Moneuplotes crassus
Lineage: Eukaryota; Ciliophora; Spirotrichea; Euplotida; Euplotidae
Source: the annotation of a GenBank genome assembly